GCCCGACAGGUGAGCGCGGGCGAGCCUCGGGGCGGAGCUCGCCGGCUCCACCAGCCACCCUCCGCGCCAGCGCCGCCGCCAAAGCACAGAUUCUACCUGGGUGCUGGCACUCAGCCACUCCUCUGCCAAUGAAGUACAUCUUGGUCACUGGUGGGGUCAUCUCGGGCAUCGGUAAAGGGAUCAUAGCAAGCAGCAUUGGGACGAUUCUAAAAUCAUGUGGACUCCGAGUUACUGCCAUCAAAAUCGACCCCUAUAUAAACAUCGAUGCGGGCACUUUUUCACCUUAUGAGCACGGUGAAGUGUUUGUCUUAAACGAUGGUGGAGAAGUUGAUUUAGACCUUGGAAAUUAUGAAAGGUUCUUGGAUAUUAAUCUUUAUAAAGAUAACAACAUCACCACUGGGAAGAUAUAUCAACAUGUGAUCAAUAAAGAGAGGCGUGGCGAUUACCUGGGGAAAACAGUACAAGUUGUCCCUCACAUUACUGAUGCCGUCCAGGAGUGGGUUAUGAAUCAAGCCAUGGUGCCUGUGGAUGGUCAUAAGGAAGAGCCCCAAAUAUGUGUUAUUGAGCUGGGUGGCACCAUUGGAGACAUUGAAGGAAUGCCAUUUGUGGAAGCGUUCAGACAAUUCCAGUUUAAAGCAAAAAGAGAGAAUUUCUGUAAUAUCCAUGUUAGCCUUGUCCCACAGCCCAGUGCUACUGGAGAACAGAAAACCAAACCCACACAAAACAGUGUCCGUGCGCUGAGGGGGUUAGGCCUGUCUCCCGAUCUGAUUGUCUGCCGCAGUUCAACGCCCAUCGAAAUGGCUGUGAAGGAAAAGAUUUCUAUGUUUUGUCACGUGAACCCUGAACAGGUUAUAUGUAUCCACGAUGUUUCUUCCACCUACCGAGUACCUGUGCUUUUGGAGGAACAAGGCAUCGUUAAAUAUUUCAAAGAGCGAUUGGAUCUGCCUAUUGCGGAUUCUGCAAGUAAUUUGCUUUUCAAGUGGAGAAAUAUGGCUGACAGGUAUGAAAGGUUACAGAAAACGUGUUCCAUAGCCCUGGUUGGCAAAUACACCAAGCUCAGGGACUGCUAUGCCUCCGUGUUCAAAGCCCUGGAACACUCAGCAUUGGCCAUCAACCGCAAGUUGAAUCUGAUGUACAUAGACUCCAUUGAUCUGGAGCAGACUACCGAAACUGAGGACCCUGUGAAAUUCCACGAAGCUUGGCAGAAACUCUGCAAAGCUGAUGGUGUUCUUGUGCCAGGAGGCUUCGGAAUCAGAGGAACGUUGGGAAAACUCCAGGCGAUUUCUUGGGCACGGUCAAGGAAGAUUCCUUUUCUGGGAGUUUGCCUUGGGAUGCAACUGGCAGUGAUAGAAUUUGCGAGAAACUGCCUUAACUUGAAAGAUGCUGAUUCCACAGAAUUUGAGCCAAAUGCCCAUGUUCCUGUGGUGAUUGAUAUGCCGGAACACAACCCUGGCAAUUUGGGAGGAACGAUGAGGCUGGGAAUAAGAAGAACUGUUUUCAAAACUGAAAAUUCAAUAUUAAGGAAACUUUAUGGUGACGUUCCUUUUAUAGAAGAAAGACACAGACAUCGGUAUGAGGUGAAUCCUAGCCUGAUCAACCAACUUGAGCAGAAUGACUUAAGUUUUGUAGGUCAGGAUGUCGACGGGGAGAGGAUGGAAAUCAUUGAAUUGGCAAAUCACCCCUAUUUUGUCGGUGUCCAAUUCCAUCCUGAGUUUUCUUCUAGGCCAAUGAAGCCUUCCCCUCCAUACCUGGGGCUAUUACUUGCGGCAACUGGGAAUCUGAAUGCCUACCUCCUUCAGGGAUGCAAGCUGUCUUCCAGUGAUAGAUACAGCGAUGCCAGUGAUGACAGCUUUUCAGAGCCAAGGAUAGCUGAGUUGGAAAUCAGCUGAAACUGAUACGUGACUUGGAAUCACCAGGACUGCCUGAGAGGGCUCUGAAGUAACCGAAGCCAAGAUGAAGGAACUAUCUAAGGGAAUCACCACACUCAUAGAAUCACUCUUUUCUGCACCAAACAUGGGAUGUCCAGCCUCGAGGGGAAUCUAAUAACAUGCACGUCCAUGAACCAGAAUCAAAGGGGUAGUUUUCUUUUUCCUCCAGAGGUGACCUUUGAUUCUUGCAAAUUUCUGUAGCCAAUUAAACUUUUCCCAGCAGCUUCAAUGG
Kogia breviceps (pygmy sperm whale) is the source of this 2160-nucleotide messenger RNA. It is a transcript of the gene CTPS2, whose product is annotated as CTP synthase 2. Gene Ontology annotation, molecular function: identical protein binding; CTP synthase activity. The record is from RefSeq and is a predicted model, not a curated record. Gene Ontology annotation, biological process: pyrimidine nucleobase biosynthetic process; CTP biosynthetic process. Gene Ontology annotation, cellular component: cytoplasm; cytoophidium. NCBI's taxonomy places the organism in Eukaryota, Metazoa, Chordata, Mammalia, Artiodactyla, Physeteridae.